This is a messenger RNA of Pseudomyrmex gracilis, 4782 nucleotides long. RefSeq names its product ribonuclease Z, mitochondrial (gene RNaseZ). The transcript is spliced from 6 exons. The coding region runs from base 153 to 2579 and encodes 808 amino acids. Gene Ontology annotation, molecular function: 3'-tRNA processing endoribonuclease activity. Gene Ontology annotation, cellular component: mitochondrion. Gene Ontology annotation, biological process: mitochondrial tRNA 3'-end processing. NCBI's taxonomy places the organism in Eukaryota, Metazoa, Arthropoda, Insecta, Hymenoptera, Formicidae. The record is from RefSeq and is a predicted model, not a curated record.
AGUACGGAGAUUUCCUGAUCUGACGAAACGCGGAGGAACUCUGUAAUCGCACGCACGUGUUUUUCGAGCGAAUCUGGUUUACGAUUGUUGAGGGCGACGGACAGAUCGACAAAUGUUUGAUUUUAUCGCGACGAUCGAGACAGAUUGAACGGAUGAGGCCGAACGUAUAUUCGUUGAUACAUCAUGUUGUGAAAUGCAACAGUUGCACGUUGCUGUCUUUUGCGAGUAAAACUUCGAGCUUUCUGCGACAUUGGUCGCUUCGUUACGGUUACACCAUGCCGCGUUCACCUUCGCAUCUGUAUGACAUGCAAAGAGCGAGGCAGAAACUUAAAGAGAAGUCGGCAAAAUACACCUCCAAUGCGAGAAUUUCCUUACAGAUUUUGGGCACCGGAGCUCACGGCGCGCCAAGAUGCGUUUACUUGACAACGGGUCACACCAGGUACAUCUUUAACUGCGGCGAGGGAACACAAAGACUGGCUCACGAGCACAAAUACAAGUUAAUAAAACUGGAGCACUUAUUUGUCACGUCGGCGUCUUGGAACAAUUUGGGUGGCAUUCCGGGAAUGCUUCUGACAAUACAAGACGCCGGAGUGCCAAAAGUCACAGUGCACGGUCCCAAAGGAACCGUGGAAAUAUUUGAGGCGAUUAAAAAGUUUGUAAUAUUGCAAGCUCUGAAGAUCGAGGAAGCCAAAUGUGACGUUGCUCAGCCGUACACAGAUUCGGUAAUGUCUGUUUCUUAUGUUCCCAUUGCAAAGUCCGCUCCGAAAGAGGAGGAAAAGGAAUCCUUUAAUAUAGGAGAAGAAGUUGUUGACACAAUCAAUUACUACGACUACAAAACCAAUAACAAACGAGUACCUGAUAAAAUAGAAGAGAACCAGAAGAAGAUGCAGAAGAUGGAACAGAAGCCUGUGGAAAAGAAGAGGAUAUCCAGCGUGGUGUCCUACAUUUGCAAACUGCAUCCUCGACCAGGCAAACUGUCCUUGGAGAAGUGUGUGGAGAAAGGAGUGAAACCCGGUCCGCUGUUCGGCCAGCUUAAAUCCGGCGAGGACAUUACUCUUCCCGAUGGUACCGUCGUUCGCAGCAAAGAUGUCUGCGAGCCGGCUAUACCCGGUCCUACUUUUCUAGUCGUGGAAUGUCCAUCGGAAGAUUACCUGGACUCGUUUGUGAGUCAUCCCAGCUUUGUUCGACAUCAAGCACCAACGGAAAACAAGGACGAUUCGCCGUGUUGCGUCAUUCACUUCACGCCUCAGAAAAUAAUGGACAAUCCUCGCUACGUAGACUGGAUAAAUAAAUUCGGUCUCAAUACGCGUCACAUAGUUGUGAACGAGGAGAAUCAAUGUUUGGGCACCGAGGCGGUUCACAGACAUCAGCACAAACUUCACAUGCUGCAUUCUGAGAUAUUUCCUUUCCUGAACGAGGAGAGCUUCAAUAAGGAAACACGAGCGGAGGACUUAGCCAUCAUCCAUCGGCCUAGAACGCAUUACACCGUUCAUUUGCAACCGGAAUUGAAAUUCGACGCGACAAACGAGGUGUCGCUUCAUCCAAAAGAAUACAUAAACGAGGUCUUCGAGAACGACGGUUUCUUAGACGCGUUGGCUGAGCUACAGACAAACAUCAACGCUCGAACGGAGAAUUUCUUGUCCAGAAACAGUUAUCCAAAGAUCAUUAUGCUGGGUACCGGGUCCAGCAUUCCGAGUAAGGUCAGAAACACGAGCGGCAUAUUGCUACGAGUGGACGAGAGUCACAGCAUGGUGCUAGAUUGCGGGGAAGGCACUUACGGUCAAAUCGCGAGGAUCUUCGGAAGAUCCGAGACGGACAACAUCAUGAGAACGAUCAAAGGAAUAUACGUGUCGCAUCUGCACGCGGAUCAUCACAUCGGUCUGAUAGGUCUGCUGAAGGAAAGAGAGAGGGUCACGCAAGACCCUUUGUACGUGUUCGCGCCGGGACACAUCGCCGCUUGGCUACAGAUGUAUCACAAGCGUUUCGAACCGAUUUUGCAUCGAAUAAUGCUGAUAUCGAACAGCGAGUUCUUCAUGGACAUACACAUGCCCAUGGAUAAGAAGUACAGAGACAUGUACAAGACGUUGAACGUGCAAGCCAUCAGGACGGUAUACGUCAAGCAUUGUCCCUACUCUUACGGUGUUUCCGUGACGCUCAACAAUGGAAAGAAAAUAGUGUACAGCGGUGACACCAUGCCCUGUGACAAUCUUGUAAAACUCGGUCAAGAUUGCGAUUUGCUGAUUCACGAAGCCACGAUGGAAGACGAUCUGAUAGACGAGGCGGAGUUCAAGUUUCACUCAACGGUUUCGCAAGCCAUAAAAGCGGGCGAGCAAAUGAGAUCGAAAUUCACGCUGUUGACGCACUUUAGCCAACGUUACGCAGUCAUUCCUCACUUGGCGCGGAACGAGAACGAGCCGAGACUGAGCAACGUCGGUAUCGCGUACGACAACAUGCACAUCAACUUCUCGUACUUGCCGCUUCUGCCCUUGAUGUAUCCGGCGUUGAAGUUGAUGUUCAACAAGUAUUACGUGGAGAUAGAGGAACGAGCCAUUAAACGACAACGCGUGGCGACGGAUUAGGAUAAUAAAAUUAUUGUUUUAGAUUUGUUUAUGCAAUAAUUGCAUAAUAAUUGUUGUCUGCAAUUUCAACGUGUCGAUCGAAUAACUUGGUUCCUGACUGAGCGCACACAACUUUGAUCACAAUCGACGAUUGGAAUUCGACUACUCGCGAGAGUGCCAGACUGAUUGGUGAUCUUCACAUCCAAGGCCUCUGGUUUAUAUUUUGUAUUGACAAUUGUAAAAAAAAAAUUCUGCCGCUUUUGCCUUACUAAGAACUGUCUGAAACGAUUCUUCGUUUGUUAAUUGCAAACAAAUAAACGAGAUUGUAAUAAAUGCAGUAGAAAUUUUAGCAACAGUUUUGUUAUAACUGUUUUACUUUUUAACGUAAAAAAUAAACUCAGUACGUAAACACGCAAACAUCUCGCGAUAUUUUCACAGAAAAGUAUCACCGAGAAAUGUUUGUCGUGCAAAUAAUUUUUAGCAUGACGGAUGAAUUGUUUUAUGUAUAUCGCGCCCAAUCUGUUUCUUCCACAUCUUCCAUAAUUUUUCGAGUUACUUCCUUGGAACAAUUUGUAAAACAACGAAGACACCCUGUAUAUUAUAUUUUAAUACAUAUAGUAAAGAUUAAUCUGUCGAGUAUCGGAGGAUUAUGUUUCAAAUAGACACCUCACUUAAAAAAUCUGACCAAUAAAAAUGUUAUUACAUUCUUUAAUUUAUUACAUUCAUUGUUCUCUUAAUGCGUUUUCUAAUAAGUAAAAGUAGUUAAAAUGAGAUUGCCACUUAUUACAAGGAGUACAAAUAUAUGUGUGUGUGUGUGUUUAUAUGUUUGCGUGUGUAGGUCGUUAGUAGAUCAAUCGUAUCCGACAUAUGGUUUACGCGAUCGAGUAAAAUAACAAUGUAUGUGUGUGUGCGCGCGCGCGCGCGCGAUGAUUUUCGGGUUUAGCAUAUGUAUAAAUACGUGUUUUCGCGGCGUCUCGAAGUGUGUGUUUUAAAAAUUAAGUGACGCGCGCGAGGCGUGCACGGGAUAGAUAUGCCACGUUAUUAUUACAGCGAUGAAAUAAUGACGAGAGACAAACGUAUUGUAUACUUACAUGAAAACCGACAUAAGUAUACGUGUCUCGAAAUGAUCUCGCACUUAAAAUCGUAUAUAUAUUAGGAAAUCCACAAAUCCACAUGAAAAAGAAACACAACGUUCAAUCUCCCCGUUUCGACUCGCUCUGAGAAUACGAUAUAUUAAAAUCUAUCUUCUACUAUGUCUCUAAAAACCACACGCGUGUGUGUGACGACAAUCGACCCCUCGUCGAAGUGUCGUCGCUCUCAAACAAAGAAAGAGAGAGAGAAAAAACCAAACAAAAGCGAACAGAAACGCGAAUUCAUUUGUGCUGCUGCUGCUGUGUUGCAAAUCUUUCCAUCACCCUUAAAGCCUUAGUUCGGCAUAGUUGACUUAUAAAUAUAAAUUGCGGAAGGCUGAUAAUACAUGUUGGUUGAAGCGUACGCGAGGAAUUGCAAAACUCGAUGUGCGUUUUUUUUUCUUUUCCUAACUUGUGACCGCAACGUAACGAAUGUGUGUGUGUGUGUAUGUGUAUGUGUAUGUGUUGUUGAUUGAUUGAUUUUGGCAGUAAAUUGCAGGAGGCUGCUGACCCGGUCGGAGCAGCGACAUCGGAACGAAACUAUCGGAAUUUGACUCUGCGUCUUUUUUUCAAGUAUUGUAUAUUUCUUUAAAUAAUAUGACUAAUAUAAAAUACGCCCCUAACGGUAGCAAAUAGUCGCGCGUUGCCACGCUGCGAGCAACUGGACUACUUCGCGGAGUGACCUUUUAAUGAACGCGUUUAUCAAACUGUCGCGCGCACACACGCACACGCACACGCACACGCACAUAUACACACAUACGUAAGACGAAUUUUGUAAAAUAAAUAAAUCACACACUUUCUCAUAAUAGAACGAACUUUCGUCGAUUUUACGAGAGAGAAAGAGAGAGGAUCAUCAUAAAAAUUAUCGCGCUCGCAGCGUGGCAAGUCGCGCGUUUACAAUAUAUGUAUAUAUAUAGAUAUAAAAGUGUGUUACGUAUAAAAAACAGACCGUACAGACAGUUACAGUAGUCCAAAUGGCCGGUCUCGGACGUUUCUCGGACCCUUGCACAAAUUACCUGGAUUGCAAAUCGAACAAAUCAGUCAGUCUUGAAUGUAUUGCGGAUUCAAAGCGUUUUUUUUUUUUUUUUUGUUUU